AUGGCGGGAAGUGAUGCGUCGGCUGAGAGGAGCGAGAACGUUAAGGAUUUCGCAGAGACUGAGAGUUCCGAUAUUGCUAUCCAUGAUGAUACCUUGGCUCACGGGGACGAGCCCGAAACGAUCAUCCCUGAUGGAUUGAGGAUCCUUGUCAAGGAUGACAUUAUCAAGAAGCUGUUGGAGGAGCACGUGGGAGAUGAGAGAAAGGAUGUUGGUCAUGGCGAGCGCGAAAUGCGGGAGCAGCUUGAACAGCCUGGUGUGGUAGAGGAACAUGAUGACACCACCCUUAUGCCUAACUCCCAUCUUUCCACCACCGGCUCCGACGAGAUCCCCGAAUCAGCCCAGCCUGACGAGACCGCGCGCAAUCCGCCCCUCAAGGCAGAGGAGAGACUGGCUUAUAGUCUGAAAUCCGAUUUGACAGAGUUGGGCCACGGGAAGGAUUAG
This is a messenger RNA of Cladophialophora psammophila CBS 110553, 441 nucleotides long. RefSeq lists its product as uncharacterized. Lineage: Eukaryota; Fungi; Ascomycota; Eurotiomycetes; Chaetothyriales; Herpotrichiellaceae. The record is from RefSeq and is a predicted model, not a curated record. The transcript has a single exon. The coding region runs from base 1 to 441 and encodes 146 amino acids.